Oryza sativa Japonica Group (Japanese rice) is the source of this 1995-nucleotide messenger RNA. RefSeq names its product hydroquinone glucosyltransferase. Gene Ontology annotation, molecular function: UDP-glycosyltransferase activity. The record is from RefSeq and is a predicted model, not a curated record. Lineage: Eukaryota; Viridiplantae; Streptophyta; Magnoliopsida; Poales; Poaceae.
UUAGUAUAGGUCGGUAUUAAGCAAGCGGCAAUACACAAACACACGGGUAGCUAAGCAAGCUAGCCUCCUGAAUACUGUCAUGGCAAUAGAGUCAGCUCCGGCGCGAAAUGAGCGGCGCGGUCAGCACGUCGUGCUGCUGGCGAGCCCCGGCGCCGGCCACCUUCUGCCGGUGGCCGAGCUCGCCCGGCGCAUCGUCGAGUACGACGGCUUCACGGCCACGAUCGUCACCCACACCAACUUCUCCUCGGCGGAGCACUCCUCCACCUUCUCCUCCCUCCCGCCGUCCAUCUCCAUCGCCGCGCUCCCCGAGGUGUCCGUCGACGACCUCCCCGCCGACGCGCGCGUCGAGACCCGCAUCCUCACCGUCGUCCGCCGCGCGCUCCCGCACCUCCGCGACCUCCUCCGCUCCCUCCUCGACUCCCCCGCGGGCGUCGCCGUCUUCCUCUCCGACCUCCUCAGCCCGCGGGCGCUCGCCGUGGCCGCCGAGCUCGGCAUCCCGCGAUACGUCUUCUGCACCUCCAACCUCAUGUGCCUCACCUCCUUCCUCCACAACCCGGUGCUCGACCGGACGACCACCUGCGAGUUCCGCGACCUCCCGGGCCCCGUCCUCCUCCCGGGGUGCGUGCCGCUGCACGGCUCCGACCUCGUCGACCCCGUGCAGGACCGGGCCAACCCCGUGUACCGGCUCGUGAUCGAGAUGGGGCUCGACUACCUCCGCGCCGACGGCUUCCUCGUCAACACCUUCGACGCCAUGGAGCACGACACCGCUGUGGCGUUCAAGGAGCUCUCCGACAAAGGCGUGUACCCUCCGGCCUACGCGGUUGGCCCGUUCGUCCGGUCGCCCUCCGGCAAGGCGGCGAACGACGCCUGCAUACGGUGGCUCGACGACCAGCCGGACGGGUCUGUGCUGUACGUGUGUCUGGGCAGCGGCGGCACGCUGUCCACCGAGCAGACGGCCGAGGUGGCGGCGGGGCUGGAGGCGAGCGGGCAGAGGUUCCUAUGGGUGGUGCGCUACCCCAGCGACAAGGACAAGACGGCCAGCUACUUCAGCGUUAGCGGCGACGGCGACGGCGAGGACAGCCCGACGAACUACCUGCCGGAGGGGUUCCUCGAGAGGACCAAAGGCACCGGGCUCGCCGUGCCGAUGUGGGCGCCGCAGGUGGAGAUCCUGAACCACCGCGCCGUCGGCGGGUUCGUGUCGCACUGCGGGUGGAACUCGACGCUGGAGACCGUGGCGGCGGGCGUGCCGAUGGUGGCGUGGCCGCUCUACGCCGAGCAGAGGAUGAACGCCGUGAUGCUGUCGUCGUCGCGCGCGGGGCUGGCGCUGCGGCCGAGCAACGCCCGGGAGGACGGGGUGGUGACGCGGGACGAGGUGGCGGCGGUGGCGAGGGAGCUCAUCACGGGGGAGAAGGGCGCCGCGGCGCGGAGGAAGGCGCGGGAGCUGCGGGAGGCGGCGGCCAAGGCCACGCGGGCGCCGGGCGGCCCGUCGCGCCAGGCGUUCGAGGCCGUCGUCGGUGGCGCGUGGAAGAAGGCCGCCGCCGCUGCACGUGGCGGUCGUGCCGGCGAGCCCGACGACAACGGAACAGCAGUGACGGCCCAAUGAUUUGUGUCGGUGUCGGCAGAUCGAUCUGGUUCGUUCCCUCGCGCGCGCGCGGCGUUGUGGGCUCGUGCGGUUCCCUUCUUCCCCCCGGUUGCAAACACGUUUGUCUGCUUGGUUGGUGGUGGUCUGAUGUGUGUCAGUGUCACGCCUAGCUAGGCCUAGCUUGUCCAACCGGAGCUUUGGUGUUUGUACGUACCAUACGUGUUGUGCUCGGUAAUUGUACAUUAAGGGUGUUUAGUUCACGUUAAAAUUGAAAGUUUGGUUGAAAUUGAAAUGAUUGAUGUGACGAAAAAGUUAGAAGUUUAUGUGUAUAAGAAAAUUUGAUGUGAUGAAAAAGUUGAAAGUUUGAAGAUAAAGUUGAUAACUAUACAAGGGCAUACUCUCUCUAUCAAAAA